Messenger RNA from Symbiodinium necroappetens, 345 nucleotides. NCBI's taxonomy places the organism in Eukaryota, Dinophyceae, Suessiales, Symbiodiniaceae. The record is from the annotation of a GenBank genome assembly.
AUGAAGGCUUGGGCGGCUUGGCUGUUGUUUUUUCCCUUCUUGAAGCUGACAGCAGCGGCAGCCGACGGCAUCACCUCACAGGGGCCCAGGAUUAGGCUGUCAUGGGAGGCAGACUUGCGAGAGGAGAACUCCUUCUCCCGCUCAGGGCUCGCAACUCAUGCCUUCAGUCGCCUCGAGCCGCGCGAGCCAGGUCCAAGUGCAAAGGUCUUACAGCCUGUAUACUUCAAGUUCCGCGAGCACCACGGUCGGACACUGCCUUUGCCACAGGAAUCGCGACGCUGGGCAGGGGCAGUCAGGUCGUGUGCGGCUGACUUUAGCCGAGGAGCCGAAGAGUGUUCUGCCUGA